Molecule: messenger RNA, 4800 nt
Organism: Nerophis lumbriciformis (worm pipefish)
Lineage: Eukaryota; Metazoa; Chordata; Actinopteri; Syngnathiformes; Syngnathidae
Gene: sh3glb2b
Product: SH3-domain GRB2-like endophilin B2b
Biological process (GO): membrane organization
Cellular component (GO): membrane; cytoplasm
Molecular function (GO): protein binding
Source: RefSeq, a predicted model, not a curated record
UUUCCGAUCGUCGAUGAGGCGGAUUACUGCCUCGGUCUGCUGCUCCAUCAUUUCAGCUGAUCCAGAGGAUUCCCUCGGCAGGACAGUUCCUGUGCACGCCCAGCACAGUCCGGCAGCAUGGAUUUUAAUGUGAAAAAACUGGCUUCGGGCGCGGGGGUUUUCUUUACCAGGGCUGUUCAGUUCACCGAGGAGAAGUUGGGCCAGGCUGAGAAGACAGAGUUGGAUCCUCACCUAGAGAACCUGCUUUCUCGGGCUGACUGCACUAAGAACUGGACCGAAAAGAUCUUGCGACAAACAGAGGUUCUCCUGCAGCCAAAUCCAAGUGCUCGAAUAGAGGAGUUCAUAUAUGACAAGCUGGAGAAAAAGCUUCCUUCCAGGACAACAAAUGCAGAGCUGCUUGGCCAGUACAUGCUGGAUGCUUCCCGUGAUUUUGGUCAAGAGACGCCAUACGGCAGUACCUUGAUCACAGUAGGAGAAUACCAGAAAAGACUUGGAUCAGCUGAGAGAGAGUUCCUUCAAACCUCCGCCACAACGUUCCUCACUCCAUUACGCAACUUCUUGGAAGGAGACUGGAAGACUAUAUCAAAAGAGAGGCGACUAUUGGAGAAUCGAAGGCUUGAUCUCGACAUCUGCAAAGCACGCUUGAAAAAAGCCAAGCAGGCGGAGGCCAAAGCAGCAGCUGCACCAGAUUUUCAGGAGACAAGGCCUCGAAAUUAUGUUCUUUCUGCAAGCGCUUCAGCGUUGCUGAGUGAGGAAGCGGACAAGGCAGAACACGAGCUACGUGUUGCACAGACAGAGUUUGACCGACAAGCUGAGGUCACCAGACUUCUGCUUGAGGGCAUCAGCAGCACACAUCUGAACCACCAGCGUUGUCUGCAGGAUUUUGCAGAAGCUCAGGCCACCUAUUAUGCUCAGUGUCAUCACUACAUGCAUGAACUCCAGAGGGAGCUCAACAAAUGUGCUAAUGCAGUCGGCGCUCCGUACCAGUCUGCUGUUUCUUCUGACCCUGCCUCUGAUGCCUUUCCGUCUGUACCCCUCUCCCCUGGUACCACCGCACCCGCCUCCUCCGGCAAUAAGCCCAAAACACUGGCUAUGGAGCAAACGCAGCUCCCUAUCACAGGCACCAGAAAGGCCAAGGUCCUGUAUGACUACGACGCCCACGACUCAAGCGAGCUGUCCCUAUUGGCUGAUGAGCUCAUCACCGUCUACACCGUACCAGGCAUGGACCCCGAUUGGCUUUUUGGGGAACGAGGCAACGAAAAGGGGAAAGUCCCCGUCACGUACCUGGAACUGCUGAGCUAAUAGAUGAAAUGAUGUCACAGUGCAGACAUGCAAGAGGCUCUUUCUACUGUCACUGUCUUUUUAUUUAGUGCACUUCUACUUAUGUCUACUUUUGGCUGACAUCCUGAAAGCUCUCAAGCUGUUUGCAACCACUAAUAAGUAACUUCUUCCUGGUUUCUACAUGUAACACACUCAGCAUUUACAUCUUAGUUUGAAAAUAUUUUCCUCUUCGUAUCAGGCAGGUUUCACUCAUGGCCACAAAUCGUACGCAGGACAGCAAUAAGUGGGAGAUUAGGUACAAGUUUAGAAAAUUCCCAUUUUCUUUAAGUAGUUGGUGCACCAAGACUACACUUGUAUUGAGUUGCUGUCACCAAGUACUAGCAAUUGAGCAGUGAGGACAAGGUUAAGCACCCAAAUCUAGACAAAAUAAAAAUAUUAACCACAGAAAACAAUUUGUGUAGAAAUUGGUGUGAAUGCUGAAAAGCCGAAGCCAAAUGUUGUACAAAAAAUUAGGGCAGUUUUUUUUUUUUAAACGUGGUAAGAUAUUAGCCUGAUUGUGUUAGAAAUGUGCACAAAUACUAUUCAUGUGAUGGGAGUUCUAUACCUGAAAUAAAUCGGAAAAAAAUAUGUGGAAAGUAACUUUUCAGCAUUUCCAUUUUGAAAAUCAGUUUAUAAAUGUAAAAUAGGUCGAGGUGUCCCAAUCUGCAUAUGGAGUAUGGGAUGAUAUCGGCUUGCCUCUAACACAGACUUGGGUAUAAUACGGCCUGCCGGACGUUUCUAAAUCAUGUUUUCAAACCAUUAACAUCAAAACUGUUAGGAUUAAUGUACAUUAUUUUAAUAAUAAUAAUUUAAAUGGUUGGAAUCUGUGCUUUUGAAUGGUAUACUGGUUAUGAGAAUCACAGCAGCUCCGGGCAGACAAUAGCACAAAGCAGAGUGUUGAUUGAUUGAAACUAGAGAUGUCCGAUAAUAUCGGCCGAUAAAUGCGUUAAAAUGUAAUAUCGGAAAUUAUCGGUAUCGUUUUUUUAUUAUCAUAAAAAACACAAGACACACUUACAAUUAGCGCACCAACCCAAAAAAACCUCCCUUCAUUCACACAAAAGGGUUGUUUUUUUCUGUUAUUAAUAUUCUGGUUCCUACAUUAUAUAUCAAUAUAUAUCAAUACAGUCUGCAAGGGAUACAGUCCGUAAGCACACAUGAUUGUGCGUGCUGCUGGUCCACUAAUAGUACUAACCUUUAACCGUUAAUUUUACUCAUUUUCAUUAAUUACUAGUUUCAAUGUAACUGUUUUUAUAUUGUUUUACUUUUUUUUAUUCAAGAAAAUGUUUUAAAAUUUAUUUAUCUUAUUUUAUUUAAUUAAUUUUUUUUAAAAGUACCUUAUCUUCACCAUACCUGGUUGUCCAAAUUAGGCAUAAUGUGUUAAUUCCACGACUGUAUAUAUUGGUUGAUAUCGGUAUCGGUAAUUAAAGAGUUGGACAAUAUCGGAAUAUCGGCAAAAAGCCAUUAUCGGACAUCCCUAAUUGAAACUGAUUGAUUGAAAGUUUAAUUAGUAGAUUGCACAGUACUGUACAUAUUCCGUACAAUUGACCACUAAAUGGUAACACCCCAAUAAGUUUUUCAACUUGUUUAAGUCGGGUCCACAUUAAUCAAUUCAUGGUAAAUGAACAAUUGAACAAUACUGCAGUCUAAAACACGACAUAUGUCAAUAAAAACAAGUAUAACAUAAUUAUAAUUGCAUAUUACAGAUAAAGUCUCCAAGGCAUAUUAGCCAGUGUCCAGUAACAAACGUGUAAACAUCAAUCGACUUACUGCGUCAUGAGUUCAACUUAAUGAUUUAUUGUGGUCAUUCGGUGUCGCCAAGAAACAUUGAACUCCAAGCAUAAGUGCAUUUUAGACAAGUCACUAAUAAAUAAAUUAGUAUUUUUCAUACCAACCAUUGUUCCCUGGGUAAUUCCACUUUCCUAACUAACAUCGCACAUUACAAAAUAAUAAAAAUGUGUUUUGGGUCAAUAUUACUAUCUACCAAUAUUCAGGGUUGCAAUAUAGGUAGCAUGUGUGUCAUCAACAAAAAGUUGUAUCAGGACUCCCCUGGUGUUAAAGAUGAUUAAGAUCAAAGGCAAUUUGUGUAGUGAAAAAUAUUGAUAUAUGGGAAAAGUUGGUGUUUUGGAAAAUGGUGAGAAUGAGCUGGCUGGUUUCAUGUUGGAAAGGUUUGAUUUGGUUGACAAAUGUGUAAAUCAUGUGUGGCGUGAUAAAAAUGAUAGAACACUUUAUUGCAGAAUAAACAUGAAAGUGAACGUACACACAAUAAUAAUAAUGAACCUAUACAACAGAAUAAAAAUACCAACAGCAGACUGAUUACUGUUGUACUUUCUUCUUGAGCUUUAUUUUAACAUUUUAUUUUCAAAUCGAUGUAUUUCCGAACGUUUUAACGCUGUCAUCAAUUACACUGAGACAGAUAGAAAAAAAUAACUAUGGCGUCACAUUGUUAAAAACAACACUUGUUUAUUUUAAUGAUCUUCUAUAGCAUUUUCUCUGAACCUUUUUGGGUCAUUUCUAUUUAGCCUAAUUUUAUUUAAAAUAUCCACCUUUCUAACCCCCUUGUUUGACAUUGUGACCAAACUUGUUUUAAAAGUCCUUGUUCCAAUGUACUGGAAUGUGGCCAGUUGGAAGACUGUACUAGAUAAACGUAAUUGUCUCUAACUUUUUGAGGUUUCAUGGAUGUUGCAGACUAGAAAAACCUCCCAUAGGAUGAACAUUGUGACCAGUGAUGAUUAAUCAUGAACGACUUUUGUUGUGGAACAAUAUAGAAUGUACAGUGCUUGUUUGGCUUGGUCGACAACUUCUAACUGCGUAAGACAAGGGUGUCCAAAAUGCUUUAGAAAAUGACAGGACAAGCAGGUUCCUCACUGAAAACUACACUGGAUUUUCAGCAUAAAAAACGUUAAAAAAGAUAAUCAAAAAUCCCAUUUUGAACAUGUUCCAUUUCAGGAAAAACAUUGUGGACACCCUUACUGUAAUUGAUGUGAUUCCUGACUUGCACAUAAUCAUUUUAUAUUGUCUAUCAUACACUUUGUACAUGACAUUAGCAGCAUGUAUUCAGUUAAUAAUCACAAAAUAUGGCCACUAAAUCACGAGUGGCCAAACUUUUUCCAGCGAGGGCCGCAUGCAGAAUAAUUGAAGAGGGACUGCAUUCUGUACUUUUGUACAUUAAAGAUGUUAAAGGUGUACUGUAAUGUCGAAUUAUUCAUUUUAUUUUACUUUUACAACAUGAAGCGGGAAUAAUGAAGGAAGAAUGGAAGAAUGGACCCCGGGACAUCUUUUGGUCACCCCUGGUUUAUAGCAUCAGCCAAGAAUAAAUAUGAAUUCUAUGUUUGUGUCAGUGCGACAUCAUACACGUUUUUUGUCACCUUUCUGUUGCUUUCAUGUUUUGUUUUUUUUCUUGUGUGUUAUGUUUUCACUUGUUAUGGACAAGACGUUUUGGCUGACUAAGUGUGCAAUAAACUUGCAUGUGUGGAACAGUAA